Messenger RNA from Vigna radiata var. radiata (mung bean), 1191 nucleotides. Its product is annotated as L-lactate dehydrogenase B. Lineage: Eukaryota; Viridiplantae; Streptophyta; Magnoliopsida; Fabales; Fabaceae. Gene Ontology annotation, biological process: carboxylic acid metabolic process. Gene Ontology annotation, cellular component: cytoplasm. Gene Ontology annotation, molecular function: L-lactate dehydrogenase (NAD+) activity. Bases 60 to 1115 code for a protein of 351 amino acids. The record is from RefSeq and is a predicted model, not a curated record. The transcript is spliced from 2 exons.
ACAGAUAAAUCCAUCUUAUAAUCUUCAUUCACAUAUUUUUGUUCUAGAUAAUCAAAACAAUGGCAAUGCACAAGAGCAGUUCCGGUUCAGCAUUGGGUCCAGGAGGCUUAGACCUAACUCAAGCCUUCUUUAAGUCCGUCAUGAACGCUGCACCUUCUUCUCCCACAAAGCGCCACACCAAAAUCUCCGUUAUUGGUGCCGGAAACGUCGGAAUGGCCAUAGCCCAAACCAUCCUCACUCAGGAUCUCACCGACGAGCUUGUCCUCGUCGAUGCCAUUCCUGAUAAACUCCGCGGCGAGAUGCUCGAUCUCCAGCACGCCGCCGCCUUCCUACCCCGCACCAGAAUUCAGGCCUCAACCGACUACUCCAUCACUGCAGGUUCCGACCUCUGCAUUGUCACCGCCGGUGCCCGCCAAAUCCACGGCGAGUCCAGGCUGAACCUCCUACAAAGGAACGUCACCCUCUUUCAGAAAAUCAUACCCCCUUUGGUUCGUUACUCUCCCGACACCAUUCUCCUUAUCGUUUCAAAUCCCGUGGACGUGCUCACUUACGUGGCAUGGAAACUCUCUGGUUUCCCUUCGAAUCGUGUCAUCGGGUCCGGCACUAACUUGGACUCCUCACGCUUUCGUUUCCUCAUCGCCGAUCAUCUUGAUGUUAACGCUCAAGAUGUCCAGGCUUUUAUAGUGGGAGAACACGGUGACAGCUCAGUGGCUUUGUGGUCUAGCAUUAGUGUCGGGGGUGUUCCAGUGCUGAGCUUUUUGGAGAAACAGGAAAUUACGUACGAGAAGGAAAUGUUGGAGAGCAUACACAGAGAAGUUACAGAGAGUGCUUACGAGGUUAUAAGUCUGAAAGGGUACACUUCUUGGGCGAUAGGAUACUCCGUGGCAAACUUGGCACGAAGCAUUCUUAGGGACCAAAGGAGGGUCCACCCUGUGUCGGUUCUUGCAAAGGGUUUCUAUGAUAUCGAUGGGGAAGUUUUUCUUAAGUUGCCGGCGCAACUUGGAAGAGGAGGGAUAUUGGGUGUCACCAAUGUUCAUUUCACUCAAGAAGAGAAACACAGGCUUAUGAAUUCAGCCACCACAAUCCUCCAAGUUCAGAAUCACUUGACUAUUUGAUCAUUUCUUAGAUACUCUCUUUUGUCCUUUUUCCCAAGUUUUUCAAAAAUCUCUAUUCAAGAAGAAAUAGAUUAUA